AUGGCUUCCACCGCUAUGGAUUACGAGGCCGCCAACGGCGACCGCUACGAUGACGAGGCUCCUCGUUACGAGCGCGACAACCGCAGCGCCUCCCCUCGCCCUGCGCGUGAUGACGGAGACUCUGGACGUCGUCGCUCUGCUUCGCCCUCUGGCAACGGUGACCGCGACCGCGAUCGUGGCGCCAAGGAUGAGACUGGCUCCCGAGGUGGCGACCGUGAUGAUGACGGCGCCAUCAAUCCUGGCUCCAACCUCUUCGUCACUGGCAUUCACCCCCGUUUGACCGAGCAGGAGGUCACUCGCAUGUUCGAGAAGUACGGUGAUGUCGAGAAGUGCCAGAUCAUGCGCGACCCCCACACCAAGGAGUCUCGUGGAUUUGGCUUCGUCAAGAUGGUCACUUCUGACCAGGCCGACGCUGCUAAGGAGGGUCUGCAGGGAGAGCAGAUUGAGGGACGCACCCUGAGCAUCGAGAAGGCUCGUCGUGCUCGCCCUCGCACUCCCACCCCUGGCAAAUACUUUGGCCCCCCCAAGCGUGAGGGCGGUGGUGGCGGAGGUGGCCGUGGAGGCCGAUUCAACGACCGUUACGACGACCGUCGUCGCGGAGGUUACGGCGACCGCGGCGGUGGCGGUGGCUACGACCGUGGCUACCGUGAGGAUCGUGGCUACGACCGCAGCUACCGUGAGGAUCGGGGCGGCGCUGGUGGCUCCGGCGGCUACGAGAGACGCGAGCGUGGUGGUGACGACUCUUACAGCAGCAGCGGCCGUGUCGACCGCUACGGCGGCGGCGGUGGCGGACGUGAGGACCGUGGCGACCGCUAUGCUCGCGGUGGCGAUGACCGCCGCGGCGGUGGUGCUGCUGGCUACGAGAGACGCGAGCGCGGUGGUGAUGAUACCUACAGCAGCAGCCGUGACCGUCCUCCUCGCGAUGCUCCCGCCGGAGGUGCGGCUUACGCCGACGCCCCUGCCCGCUCCGAGGGCCGUGAGGCCUAUGGAGGUUGGAAAUCCCAACCCCAGUGA
This is a messenger RNA of Colletotrichum scovillei, 1014 nucleotides long. RefSeq names its product RNA recognition domain-containing protein. The transcript is spliced from 5 exons. The coding region runs from base 1 to 1014 and encodes 337 amino acids. The record is from RefSeq and is a predicted model, not a curated record. Gene Ontology annotation, biological process: positive regulation of mRNA splicing, via spliceosome. Lineage: Eukaryota; Fungi; Ascomycota; Sordariomycetes; Glomerellales; Glomerellaceae. Gene Ontology annotation, molecular function: RNA binding. Gene Ontology annotation, cellular component: spliceosomal complex.